AUGGCUUCUUUUAUCAUUCCUGACGAUGGGUUCAAUGUCACUGACCAUGGCCCGGAUGUUGUUCCCCCAUUGAUCCUCCAGGCAGAAGUACAAACCCUCUACAUUGAAUUCUUGAAGAUGGAUACCGACGGGAGAACUGCAGAGGAAAUUGCGAGCCUUAAGAACCACGCCAUCCUCAAAGCUGACUUCGUUCGUGAUGUUGACAUCUAUUCUGGCGCGCGUAUCAACAUGGUAGUCAACUUUGACGUUUUGAGUGAAACAUCAGCUGGGGGUAACUCCCACAAGCUAGGCAUGUUGCUUGUUCGACCGAUAAAGUACAGGGCUUCUUCGUUUAGCUCGGCAUGCACAGCGGUACUCCCUCUCAAACAGCGUGUCACAUUUGAGCACUUGAUCCGGGCUAUCACCGACAACAACCUUCAGUAUUUCUACUUCUGUACCGUGGAUGAGAAAUAUUACGGCUGCCGUGAUUUUGUGUAA
Molecule: messenger RNA, 477 nt
Organism: Trichophyton verrucosum HKI 0517
Lineage: Eukaryota; Fungi; Ascomycota; Eurotiomycetes; Onygenales; Arthrodermataceae
Exons: 1
Coding region: 1-477 (158 amino acids)
Source: RefSeq, a predicted model, not a curated record